CCUUUCAAAUGUUAAACUGUUCUUCAGACAACGCAAGCAAAAAGUUAGGAGACAUCAGUUUUUUUUCUUUUCAUUACAUAUUGCCGUUCGAGGAAAACAAUGCAUAGUCAGGAGGAAGAAAGCUUAUCUUCAGAGUCACAGACUCAUGGAGCAUUCCACGGUCAUUUCACUGAGUCUGUUCAGCCUUUGAUUGAGUUGAUCGACUCUCUGAGGUUGAUCGGCAUUGAUAAGGAUAUAGAUCUGCCAUCCAUUGCAGUGGUGGGAGAUCAGAGUUCUGGAAAGAGCUCGGUUUUGGAGGCACUCUCUGGGGUGGCUCUACCUCGAGGAAGUGGUAUUGUCACACGCUGUGCUCUUGAGCUGAAAUUGCGGAAUCUCAAGAAAGGAAAAUGGUCAGGGACCAUUUCUUACAAUGAUCACAAAGAGAGCUUUCAUGACCCACUUAUGGUGGAUAACUUUGUUAGAAAAGCUCAAAAUGAGCUCGCUGGAAAUACAGUUGGAAUAAGUGAUGAACAUAUUUCUUUGGAAAUUUCCUCUCCUGACGUUUGUGACCUCACUCUGAUCGAUCUACCUGGCAUAACCCGUGUACCCGUGCAAGAUCAACCUGAGGAUAUUGGAGAUCAGGUGAAAAAAUUAAUACUAAAAUAUAUUUCCAAAAGUGAAACCAUCAUUUUAGUUGUUGUGCCUUGCAAUGUUGACAUAACAACGACGGAAGCGCUUAGAAUGGCGCAACAUGUGGACCCAGGACACAGAACUCUCGCAAUUCUCACAAAACCAGAUCUCAUCGACAGAGGGGCGGAGAUGGAUGUUUUGAAAAUUGUCCAGGGCAAAGUCAUUCCUCUCAGCAAGGGCUACAUUAUCGUGCGAUGUCGAGGUCAGAGUGACAUCAAUGACAAAAUCCCUCUGGAUAAAGCCAUAAACAUGGAAUUUAAAUUCUUUAGAAAACACAAAUACUUCAGCUAUCUACUGAAUGAUAAUAAAGCAUCUAUUCAGUGCCUGUCAAGGAAAUUAACCAAAGAACUGGUUGACCACAUCAAGAUAUCAUUACCACACGUAGCUGAGCAGAUUAACAGUCAGACAGUUAAUGUGAGAGAAGAACUUAAAAAGUACGAUCAGGGUCCACCUCUGCAGGAAGAAGAAAUGGGACCUUUUCUCAGUAAGAUAAUAUUAGAGUUCAGCGAUCAAAUCGAUGAACUGAGCAGAACAGGACAUUCAUCAAAAGGCAAAAACAUUUAUGCACUUCUACGUCCUGUCUUCAAGAAAUGGGACAACCACCUGAGUGACACUAAAGAUUCCUUUGAGACAAAAGUGCAGGAAAUGAUAGACAAGUACAACGAGAACCAUCGUGGCAGAGAAUUGCUAACGUUCACUGAGUACACUGAAUUUGAAAACGUCAUCCAAAACCAUGUAGCAGCUCUUCAAGAGCCAGCUAUGGAAACACUGAAAGAUGUGCGAGGUAAAGUUACUCCAACACUGAAACACAAUGUUUCUAAAAAGAUUGAUGAGAUUCAAACAAAACAAGAGGCCAAAGUGGAGAAAAGAAUCAAGGAGUUUAUUGAAAUGGAGCAUCUGAUUUUCACCCAGGACACAGUGUUGCAAAAAAAACUUGAUGAAUCAGACAUCCAUCAGAUGACUGGUCUGGAACAUCAUGAAAAACUCUGUGGAGAUGACACGGUUUUAAAUUCCAAAGGCUGUGCAGAGUUGGAUUCGAGAAAUCUAGUACCAGAAAAACUGGUUCUUUAUUAUGAUAUUGUCUAUCAACGCCUAACAGACUACGUGCCGAUGCUGGUAAUCCUCCUCAUGCUGAGGAAUGCAGCUAAGACGCUGCGACAUGGCAUGCUGGAAAUGAGGAAAGUGGCGGAUGUGGUCGAUCUGCUAAAAGAAGACUUGGACCAAGGGCGCAGGAGAAAUGAGCUAAAGCAGCGUCUGGAAAGCCUCUUACAAGCUCAAGAACUAAUAAACAACAGACAAUGAAACAUCUUCAUAAACAUAGAGGCUGCAGAAAUUGGCCACUGGAUAUACGACAAAUGAGUUUUAAAUUCUAAUGAUCAAAUCAUGAUAGCAAAGCAUAACAAGUGCUUUAUUUCGAAUCACCAGUUGCUGAAUGGGAAUGUCAGCUCAAUUUAUUACAUGUACACACACACACACACACACACACAAUAAGUCCUUUACACAAUCUGACAUGGCUGCAUUUAAAGUUGAACCGGAAACUAAGUGCUGGUCGUCCGGUCAGAGGAGAAGGUUUUUAUUUUCUCCAUUCUUUCAUGGAGUAUCGCUUCCUUGCUGCUGAGGACAUUUAAUUUCGAUUAGCGAUUAUCAUCGAAUUGAUUACAAACACUGUCUCUAAUAAAACAAAAAUUAAGUGUUUAAUCUUGUCAUUAUACAUUACUAUCACUCUGUUCUCGUAUUUGAUAUUUGACACAAUCUGUAUCGUUAAAAGCGUUAUAUAAAUAAGUGAU
This is a messenger RNA of Puntigrus tetrazona (Sumatra barb), 2456 nucleotides long. Its product is annotated as interferon-induced GTP-binding protein Mx1-like. Lineage: Eukaryota; Metazoa; Chordata; Actinopteri; Cypriniformes; Cyprinidae. The record is from RefSeq and is a predicted model, not a curated record. Gene Ontology annotation, biological process: defense response to virus. Gene Ontology annotation, molecular function: GTP binding; microtubule binding; GTPase activity. Gene Ontology annotation, cellular component: nucleus; membrane; microtubule.